Messenger RNA from Onychostoma macrolepis, 973 nucleotides. Its product is annotated as carbohydrate sulfotransferase 12-like. The record is from RefSeq and is a predicted model, not a curated record. Gene Ontology annotation, molecular function: sulfotransferase activity. Gene Ontology annotation, cellular component: membrane. Gene Ontology annotation, biological process: proteoglycan biosynthetic process; carbohydrate biosynthetic process. The transcript has 2 exons. Bases 77 to 973 code for a protein of 298 amino acids. Lineage: Eukaryota; Metazoa; Chordata; Actinopteri; Cypriniformes; Cyprinidae.
AGUGCAUACAACACCAGGGACAGAGAGGACUUUUUACCUGCAAACGGCUUCAUCACCAGAUCUCACACAUCUCAAAAUGCGCCAAGAACAUCGAAGGCAUAUUUUAAGAGAACUUUGCUCAGCCAGCAGCAGCCUGAAUUUUACGGAGAAAUUAAUCACAUUUGACCAGAUUCCAAACAAAGCCCUGGACCACCUCAUUGUGGAUGAUCGCCAUGGUGUUAUUUACUGUUUUGUACCAAAGGUAGCCUGUACCAACUGGAAACGAGUCAUGAUUGUGCUCAGCCAGAACCUGAAGGCACCUGAUAGAGCACCGUAUCUGGAUCCUCUUGACAUACCAUACAAGAUAGUCCAUAAUUCUACUGUGCAUAAGACGUUUAACAAGUUUUGGAUGCGUUUUGGACGUUACUCACGUCCUUUGAUGCAUCACAAACUGAAGAAUUACACAAAGUUCCUUUUUGUACGUGAUCCUUUUGUACGACUUAUUUCUGCUUUUCGGGACAAGUUUGUUAAGCCAAAUGAGUAUUUCUACAGCCUGUAUGGCUCCACAAUGCUUCAACGUUAUGCUAAUAUCUCAAAGCCCCCUGACUCUGUUCAAGAAGCCUUCGCCGCAGGUAUCAGAUUUUCCUUUACUCACUUUAUUAAGUACCUGUUAGAUCCACAAACUGAGGAGGAGAAGCCAUUUAAUGAGCAUUGGCGGCAGAUGUACAGACUCUGCCAUCCGUGCCAAAUUGAGUAUGACUUUGUAGGCAAACUGGAAACACUUGAUGAGGAUACAGAACAUUUGUUGAAGAUUCUUGGGCUGGAUAAUUACAUUCACUUUCCCCCAGGGUACGAGAACCGGACAGCAGUAGACUGGGAGCGUGAGUGGUUUGCAAACAUUUCAGUAGCUGACAGGAGAAAACUGUACCAUCUUUAUGAAACAGACUUUAAAUUAUUUGAAUAUGACAAACCUGAGACACUUCUGGAUGAGUGA